This is a messenger RNA of Phalaenopsis equestris, 2383 nucleotides long. RefSeq names its product UDP-N-acetylmuramoyl-L-alanyl-D-glutamate--2,6-diaminopimelate ligase-like. The coding region runs from base 277 to 2184 and encodes 635 amino acids. Gene Ontology annotation, molecular function: ATP binding; acid-amino acid ligase activity. The record is from RefSeq and is a predicted model, not a curated record. Gene Ontology annotation, biological process: cell division; biosynthetic process; regulation of cell shape. The transcript is spliced from 6 exons. NCBI's taxonomy places the organism in Eukaryota, Viridiplantae, Streptophyta, Magnoliopsida, Asparagales, Orchidaceae. Gene Ontology annotation, cellular component: cytoplasm.
UACCGUGCAUGUGAUCGCGCUCAACUUGCUCGUUCUCUUCGUCACCCUCCGCGAUCAUCUGCUUCGAUCCAACUCUCUUCCUCUUCGUCUCUGAAAUUCUCAGAGGACGCUAAUCAUUACCAUCUACCUUCUCCCCGCCAUCGUUUUCCUCAUGGACUUCUCACUCCUUUGCCCUGCUUCUAUAAGCAGAGGCCGGCCGCAGCGAACCGCAAACGACCGUCUGUCUCCCAAUUUUCGCCUCCACUUUCAGUUUUCCGAGCUCUCCCUAACUGAUCCAUGGUUCUCUCCGCAUCCUCCUUCAUAACAUUUUCCAAAAUACCAUCCUCUCCAUUUCCUUCGUUCCGACGGCCUCUUCCCAGACUCUCUGUAGCCGGUGAGCUCCGGGAGGAUACCGUCUUGGAGAAAUCCGUCUCUCUCCACUCGCAUGGAAAGCUCCAGAAUGACAUAUUGGGGGACUUACAUCGAGCCAUUGCCCUUAAACGCUUGGAAGAGAGAACCCUUGACUCGAAAUCUGUUCAGGAGGAAGAUGGGAGGUCGGGUGGUCAGAUUGCCAAACCAUCCGAUUUCAGAAUGUCUCUCUGCGAGCUCUUGGAACGAACCAAGGCUACACCUCUUAGUGUGUGCGGUAAUAUUGGAGUGAUUAUUACUGGAAUCGAGAAUGACUCCAGGAAUGUAAGCCCCGGUGAUCUUUUUGUUUGCUGUAUUGGGUAUAAAACUGAUGGUCAUUUUUUUAUUAACGAUGCUAUUGAGAGAGGUGCUGUGGCAGUAUUAGCUUGUAGGAAGAUUGAUUUGGAUAGGAUUUUGGAUUGUGAAGCUCUAGUGAUAAUGGAGGAUGUAAACUCUUUGCUUCCUACCCUUGCGGCAAAUUUCUAUGGAAAUCCGUCGAAAAGAAUGUCUGUAAUUGGGAUUACGGGAACAAAUGGGAAAACUACCACAGCACAUUUGGUGAGAGCUAUUUACGAGGCAAUGGGAGUGAAGACUGGCAUUUUGGGAACUGUAGGAUAUCAUGUUCAUGGUGAGAGUCAAUUGGAUGUGUCGAACACAACUCCCGAUGCUGUAACCGUUCAAAAACUUCUGGCAAGAAUGGAGCAGAAGGAAACUCAAGCAGUAGUAAUGGAAGCUUCUUCUCAAGGCUUAGCCCUUGGGAGAUGUGAUGCAAUUGAUUUUGAUGUUGCUGUUUUCACAAAUUUAACGAGGGAUCAUUAUGAUUUUCAUGGAUCAGAAGAGGAUUACAGGAAUAGCAAAGCCAAGUUGUUUGCUUGGAUGGUUGAUCCAAAUCAUCAUUGCAAAAUUGUGAACAUUGAUGACCCAAAUGCUAAUUUUUUUGUUUCACAGGGUAAAAAAAGUGUUCCUUUGGUGACAUAUGCGAUGGACAAUAAGAGUGCUGAUGUUUACGUUUUAAAAUUUGAGCUUUCAUUAAUAAAGACAGACAUUUUACUCAGAACACCUAGGGGUGUCCUCGAAAUUUCAACGAGGUUGAUUGGGCGGCACAAUAUAUACAACAUUCUUGCAGCUGUGGCUGUUGGUGUAGGGAUUGGUGCUAAGUCAGAGGAAAUUAAGGAAGGAAUUGAAGGAGUAGAUGGCAUUUCUGGUAGGUUUGAGCUAAUACAUGAGAAUCAACCUUUCAGAGUGAUUGUAGACUUCGCUCAUUCUCCUGAUGCUUUGUCAAGACUCUUGGACACUGUAAGAGAACUAGGUGCCAGGAGAAUCAUCACUGUCUUCGGGUGUGCUGGCGAAAGCGAUAGAGGAAAAAGAUCAAUGAUGACAAAAAUUGCUACUGAUAGAAGUGAAGUGGUUGUAUUGACAUCUGACAAUCCGAAGACUGAAAAUCCAUCCAACAUCUAUGAUGAUAUGCUUUCGGGCUUUGGAUGGACUGUGCAAGACUAUGUACAUCGCACUCGGUAUCAAUGUUGUUUUUGUCUUCCAAAUGGUAAUAAAAUUUUUGUGCUGGGCUUGAGAAGGGUAGCUGUGCGUGCUGCAAUAGCCAUGGCAGAAGAAGGUGACGUUGUGGUUGUUGCAGGCAGAGGCCAUGAAACCUAUCAACUAGAAGGAGACAAAAGAGUGCACAUUGAUGAUAGGGAAGAGUGCAGAGAAGCUUUACGUGAUCUUGACAAACUACGUCAAGUAUGUCUUGGAAAAUGCAUUCCAAUAAUGUAUUGCUCAUGGCUUGGCACUUACAACUGAACCAAAUUCUCAUUCUCAUGCAACAUGCGUGGUGAUUGCUUGGUAUAGUGCAGGCUUCGUUAUGCUCAGGGUGUUGGCCAUAGGAGAAUCAUGACUUCGUGCUUAUAUUGCAUCAAAAGUUUUGUUAUCCCGCUCUAAGGCAAGGUUAUUUUUUUAAAAAUUAUUUAGUAGCCGUUAGUAUCAUGUUAUUAAAAAUAUG